CAUGUUACCAUGGCGAUGACUGCAGGGACUACAACAUCCUUUCCCAUGAGUAACCACACCCGGGAGAGAGUGACGGUGGCCAAACUUACGCUGGAGAACUUCUACAGCAACCUUAUUAUACAGCACGAAGAGAGAGAAACCAGGCAGAAGAAGCUAGAAGUGGCUAUGGAAGAGGAAGGCCUCGCAGAUGAGGAGAAAAAACUGCGCAGGUCACAACACGCUCGCAAAGAAACAGAGUUUCUGCGACUGAAGAGGACUAGACUUGGCUUGGAUGACUUUGAGUCUUUGAAAGUUAUAGGAAGAGGAGCAUUUGGGGAGGUACGCCUCGUUCAGAAGAAGGAUACAGGUCAUAUUUAUGCAAUGAAGAUACUAAGAAAAGCAGAUAUGCUGGAGAAAGAGCAGGUGGCCCAUAUCCGAGCAGAAAGAGAUAUUUUGGUUGAAGCGGAUGGAGCCUGGGUAGUGAAAAUGUUUUACAGCUUUCAGGAUAAAAGAAAUCUUUACCUGAUCAUGGAGUUUUUACCUGGAGGCGACAUGAUGACCUUGCUAAUGAAGAAAGACACCUUAUCAGAAGAGGAGACACAGUUUUACAUUUCUGAAACUGUGUUGGCCAUAGAUGCUAUUCACCAGCUGGGAUUCAUCCACAGAGAUAUUAAACCAGAUAACCUUCUGCUGGAUGCUAAGGGUCAUGUAAAACUGUCUGAUUUUGGGCUAUGCACAGGUUUAAAGAAAGCUCACAGAACUGAGUUCUACAGGAACCUUACACACAACCCGCCAAGUGACUUCUCAUUUCAGAAUAUGAACUCAAAGAGAAAAGCAGAAACAUGGAAGAAGAACAGGCGACAGCUGGCAUAUUCUACUGUUGGAACCCCAGACUAUAUUGCACCAGAAGUAUUUAUGCAGACUGGGUACAACAAGCUGUGUGACUGGUGGUCAUUGGGAGUGAUUAUGUAUGAAAUGCUAAUAGGGUAUCCACCUUUCUGUUCAGAAACACCACAAGAGACUUAUAGGAAGGUUAUGAACUGGAAAGAAACGUUGGUAUUUCCUCCAGAGGUGCCCAUUUCAGAGAAAGCAAAGGACUUAAUUCUAAGGUUUUGUAUUGACUCAGAAAAUAGAAUUGGUAGUAAUGGAGUAGAGGAAAUAAAAAGUCAUCCGUUUUUUGAAGGCGUGGACUGGGGACAUAUCAGGGAAAGACCAGCUGCAAUCCCUAUAGAAAUCAAAAGUAUUGAUGAUACUUCCAACUUUGAUGAAUUUCCUGAAUCUGAUAUUUUACAGCCAGUGCCAAACACAACGGAACCUGACUACAAAUCCAAAGACUGGGUUUUCCUCAAUUAUACGUACAAGAGGUUUGAAGGGCUCACGCAGCGUGGCUCAAUCCCUUCCUACAUGAAAGCUGGGAAGUUGUGA
This is a messenger RNA of Balearica regulorum gibbericeps (East African grey crowned-crane), 1404 nucleotides long. NCBI's taxonomy places the organism in Eukaryota, Metazoa, Chordata, Aves, Gruiformes, Gruidae. The record is from RefSeq and is a predicted model, not a curated record.